This is a messenger RNA of Heterocephalus glaber (naked mole-rat), 9462 nucleotides long. The record is from RefSeq and is a predicted model, not a curated record. Lineage: Eukaryota; Metazoa; Chordata; Mammalia; Rodentia; Bathyergidae.
UGCGGGGGAGCCCGCCUGCUCGGUUAGGACCUCGGAGAGCGUUCAUUGCCGCGACCAGUGAGACCAGAGAAGCGGCUGGAGCCGGGCGGAUCUACGCAUUCGAGCCCGUCGCCCUCCGCACCCUUCGCUUCCCGGGCUGGCAGGCAGCUAGCGGCCUCUGAGGAAGUGUUUAAAAUGAAGAAGUUUAAUUUUCGAAAAGUUUUGGAUGGCUUUACUGCCUCCUCUCCUGGCAGUGGCAGCAGCGGAGGCAGUAACAGUGGUGGGGCUGGAAGUGGAAGUGGUCCCUUGCAUCCCGGAGGGCCUGCAGGAGUUCUCAGAGAGGAAAUUCAGGAAACCCUGACUUCAGAGUAUUUCCAGAUUUGCAAGACAGUUCGGCAUGGUUUUCCUUACCAGCCUACAGCUUUAGCCUUUGAUCCAGUUCAGAAAAUCUUGGCCAUUGGGACAAGAACAGGUGCUAUACGAAUACUUGGGAGACCUGGUGUCGAUUGUUACUGCCAACAUGAAAGUGGUGCAGCUGUCUUGCAGCUCCAAUUCUUGGUUAAUGAGGGUGCUUUGGUCAGUGCAAGUUCAGAUGAUACACUUCAUUUGUGGAACCUUAGACAAAAAAGACCAGCUAUCCUUCAUUCUCUUAAAUUUAACCGAGAACGAAUUACUUACUGUCACCUACCUUUCCAGAGUAAAUGGCUCUAUGUUGGAACAGAAAGAGGAAAUACACAUAUUGUAAAUAUUGAAUCUUUCAUUCUUUCCGGAUAUGUUAUCAUGUGGAACAAAGCAAUUGAACUGUCCACCAAGACUCAUCCAGGUCCAGUUGUACAUUUAAGUGAUAGUCCAAGAGAUGAAGGGAAACUGCUAAUAGGUUAUGAAAAUGGUACUGUAGUAUUCUGGGACUUGAAAUCUAAAAGAGCAGAACUGAGAGUUUAUUAUGAUGAGGCUAUUCAUUCAAUUGAUUGGCAUCAUGAAGGCAAACAGUUCAUGUGCAGCCAUUCAGAUGGUAGCUUGACUUUAUGGAACCUGAAAAGCCCAAGUCGCCCUUUCCAGACCACAAUUCCACAUGGAAAAAGUCAAAGAGAAGGAAGAAAAUCCGAAUCUUGUAAACCAAUUCUUAAAGUAGAGUACAAGACCUGCAGAAACAGUGAACCAUUCAUAAUAUUUUCUGGUGGACUGUCCUAUGACAAAGCUUGCAGAAGACCAAGUUUAACCAUUAUGCAUGGAAAAGCAAUUACAGUACUUGAAAUGGAUCAUCCUAUUGUUGAAUUUCUAACUUUAUGUGAAACACCUUAUCCAAAUGAAUUUCAAGAACCUUAUGCUGUUGCGGUACUACUGGAGAAAGAUCUUAUUGUAGUUGACCUGACACAGAGCAAUUUUCCAAUCUUUGAAAAUCCAUAUCCCAUGGACAUUCAUGAGUCACCAGUUACAUGCACAGCAUAUUUUGCCGACUGCCCUCCAGAUUUGAUUCUAGUACUCUAUUCUAUAGGAGUCAAGCAUAAAAAACAAGGAUACAGUAAUAAGGAGUGGCCAAUCAGUGGAGGCACUUGGAAUCUUGGAGCACAAACAUAUCCAGAAAUUAUUAUUACUGGUCAUGCAGAUGGAUCAAUAAAAUUUUGGGAUGCUUCUGCAACAACUCUGCAGAUGCUGUACAAACUAAAAACUUCAAAAGUCUUUGAAAAACAAAAGGUGGGAGAAGGCAAACAGUCGUGUGAAAUGGUAGAAGAUGAUCCAUAUGCCAUUCAGAUGAUUUAUUGGUGUCCAGAGAGCAGAAUAUUUUGUAUAUCAGGAGUCUCUGCAUAUGUCAUUAUUUAUAAAUUCAGCAGACAUGAAGUUACAACAGAAAUAGUGUCAUUAGAGGUACGACUUCAGUACGAUGUUGAAGAUAUUAUUACCCCUGAACCAGAAACAAGUCCUCCGUUUCCAGAUGUCUCAUCCCAGCUUCCUUCUUCAAGGAGUCUUUCUGGGAGCACUAAUACUGUGGCUAGUGAAGGAAUAACAAAGGACAGUAUUCCAUGCCUGAAUGUGAAGACACGACCAGUGAGAAUGCCUCCAGGAUAUCAAGCAGAACUUGUUAUUCACUUGGUAUGGGUAGAUGGUGAACCUCCUCAACAAAUUACCAGUCUUGCUGUAAGCUCAGCAUAUGGAAUAGUUGCAUUUGGAAACUGCAAUGGGUUGGCAGUGGUGGAUUUUAUACAGAAGACAGUACUGUUAAGCAUGGGGACUGUUGACCUAUAUAGAUCAAGUGACUUAUACCAGCGACAGCCACGGUCUCCUAGAAAGAACAAGCAGUUCAUUGCAGACAACUUUUGCAUGCGUGGCCUGUCUAACUUUUAUCCUGAUUUAACGAAACGGAUCCGUACUUCCUAUCAGAGUUUGACUGAACUGAAUGACAGUCCAGUUCCCCUGGAACUUGAACGCUGUAAAUCUCCCACCUCAGGACUUGCUACCAGAACUCCUGAGGCAGCACCAGGCUUUUGUAGGAAUGAAAUAGCAGCUGUGAAACAGAGGAAUAAAGUACCUCACUUGCCAGACCAUGUAAAUGGACACUGCACAAGUCCAACUUCUCAAAGUUGCAGUUCUGGAAAACGUCUUUCUAGUGCUGAUGUUUCAAAAGUAAAUCGCUGGGCUCCUGGAAGACCACCAUUUCGAAAGGCACAGUCAGCUGCUUGUAUGGAGAUUUCUCUACCAGUUACAGCAGAAGAAAACCGAGAGAAUUCCUAUAAUCGUUCUAGAAGCUCUAGUAUCUCCAGUAUUGACAAAGACUCAAAAGAAGCAAUUACAGCAUUAUACUUUAUGGAAUCCUUUGCACGAAAAAAUGACUCUACCAUCUCCCCUUGUCUAUUUGUUGGAACUAGUCUGGGAAUGGUGUUGAUCUUUUCCCUAAACCUACCAAUAUCAGAUGAACAAAGGUUUACAGAACCAAUCAUGGUACAGCCAAGUGGUACAUUCCUGUCAUUGAAAGGAGCUGUGCUAACAUUUUCUUGUAUGGACCGAACUGGUGGAUUAAUGCAACCACCAUAUGAAGUUUGGAGGGAUCCAAACAAUACAGAUGAAAAUGAAAAAUCUUGGAGAAGGAAAUUGGUCUUGAAUUCCUCAUCUUCAUCCCAAGAAGUAGGAGAUCAUCAGUAUACAAUAAUCUGCUCAGAAAAACAAGCCAAAGUCUUCUCACUGCCUUCUCAGACUUGCCUUUACGUUCAUAACAUCACUGAGACAUCUUUUAUACUGCAAGCCGAUGUGGUGGUCAUGUGUAACAGUGCCUGCUUGGCAUGCUUUUGUGCUAAUGGGCAUAUCAUGAUAAUGAGCCUACCUAGUCUUCGUCCAAUGUUGGAUGUUAAUUAUUUACCACUGACGGACAUGAGGAUAGCACGGACAUUUUGUUUUACCAAUGAAGGACAGGCAUUAUACCUGGUCUCUCCUACUGAAAUUCAGCGGUUGACAUACAGCCAAGAAAUGUGUGAUAAUUUACAGGACAUGCUAGGAGAUUUGUUCACCCCCAUAGAGACACCAGAAGCUCAAAAUAGAGGAUUUCUGAAGGGACUUUUUGGUGGAAGUGGACAAACAUUUGACAGAGAAGAGCUAUUUGGAGAAGCCACAGCAGGAAAAGCAUCCCGCAGCCUUGCACAACACAUCCCUGGACCAGGCAGUAUAGAAGGAAUGAAAGGUGCUGCUGGAGGGGUGAUGGGGGAGCUGACCCGAGCCCGGAUUGCGCUGGAUGAGAGAGGGCAGAGGUUGGGAGAGCUGGAAGAGAAGACCGCAGGCAUGAUGACCAGUGCAGAAGCGUUUUCCAAACACGCACAUGAGUUAAUGCUGAAAUAUAAGGAUAAGAAAUGGUACCAAUUCUAAACUUCUAAGGAAGCUGUGACUGCUUUGAGAAAUCAUUAUUCAGGGAGACCAAAUUUAUUCCCAGCAUCACUAUUCAACUACUAGAAGCCAGUUUCUUCUACAAAAUGUUCCAUUACAGUCCACUGAAGUUAUUGUAAAGGAGACUUAUUAAAGACAAUGUACAACCCAAAGGCUGGAACCCUGGUUAAAAUCCAAGGUAAUGGCUGAAUAUACCUUUUCCCAUGUGGAAUGGAGCUAUCAUCUUGGCAUGUGAUUUGCUAAAGAUUUAAAUUUAGAAACUAUGGGGAGUCCUUUUGAUUUGAAAUUCCUGCACAAACAAAAGCAUUAAUGCACUUAAUGAAAAAAUCUUUGCAUGAUAAAUUAACAGCUUAAGAGGAAAAGAAGAAAAGCAUGUGCGACAGAAGAAAAAGAUUUAUGGUAAACUAUUUUUAUAAAUCGAGCCACACUCAACAGUUUAAAAAAUCUGCAUUAGAAGAUAUCAAUGCAUCUCAAAUACAUUUGCCAUACCCCACUGAAAAACAAAGCAAACAAAACAAAAACCCAGAGUUUUCUUCUCAUCUGUAACCUUCAUUGUACUUAGAACAUUAUUGAAUUCUUACAAGAAGAAUUAAUGUUUUUCUCUCUCCAUUGUAUUUUACACCAUUCACAGUUCUCAGUCUUAAUCAAGUAUUGCCAGUACUGUAAAUUAUUCCCAACACAAUUAUUGCCAUUUCUCUCACCUUCAGAAUGGGUUGCUAUUUUUAGUCAUUAAACCAUACAGGGUUGUGUCCCCUUAAAGCAUUUUUUUUCAACCUGGUGUUUACUCAGCAAGGGAAUUGGCUAUAGAUUUGGGGAACUAGACUACUGGAACAAGGCAGAUAGCUUUGAGCACUAAUUUCACAAAGAGUGAAAUUUCAUGCAUCCCAGUUUCAGCUUCUAAAGUGAUAUAUGUUAAAGCUCCAUUUGUAUCCAUGUCUGUCAGUUACACAGUAUAUUACUGUUCAAACCCAGUAGGGUCUACAGUCCCAAGGUGCUUUUGCAGGCUGACAUUCACAGACCAAACUGGUCAUUCUCUUUAGCAUGAUUCAGUAAAACCUCAGUUAAUGUAUUGGGAAAUGAAUUCUGAUUUAUUACAUUUCUGAUUAAAAAGGGCUUUCAUUAGAAAAUACUUUUGAGUUCAGUAGUUAUUAAUAGAAAAUAUUCAUAUAUGUGGUUUUGCUAUCUUGGCUUUACUCAUCAUGAACAACAGAAGUACAUAGAGUUUAAUGACACAAAAUCAAUAAUUUUGUCAUUAAUCAAAUCAACUAAUAUAAGCUACAAAAUUAUAUCAAUAAAUACCAAAUACAUAUUCCUUAAAAUUCUCCAAUGUAGGGGCUGGGGAUUUAGCUCAGUAGUUCUGCUGCCUGCCUCACAAGUGCAAGGACCCGAGUUCGAUCCCCAGUACCAAAAAAAAAAAAAAAAAUUCUCAAAUGUAGAGCAUCCCCAGUAAGAUAAAAGUUAUCCAUCAUAACAGAAAAGUACUAGAGAUUGAAUAAAAUAAAGACAACUACUAGCACUACUUAACAUGAUUCUGGAAGUCAAAACUCAGAGGAAAACAUAUGUAUUCUAGGGCCCAUCUUAUAAUAUGCUGCUCCUUCAAAAAGAAUCUUUUUUAAUGUUAUAGGUUUGACUUACUGAAUUUUGAUGAAUCAAGGUCUUACUGGAUUUACAUUUGAGUUUCUUAAGAAUUCACCAUUUUUGUGGAGUCCAGGUUAUUUUCAUUGCCAAAAUUUUUGGUUUUUGAGAUUUUUUUGUUCAAAGUGGUGCUUCCUUUAAAAUGUUCUUAGUAAUAUUGAAAACAGAAAAGAUGAUUGAAACAGUCAGAAAAUAUAUAGUAGGACAACAUUUUGCAGAGCUCUUGAAUUCACCUGGCUUCUUAAAAAAAAAAAAAAAAAAAAAAAACCUCUUCACAAAUCUCUCAGAAUCUGGAUUGGAAAUACAAAUAUGAUGAAAUUAUAUAGUGAAAAUAUUACAUAAAGUUGAAGCCAGAUCUGGAAAACAUUGACAACCAAAUUGCAAUGCACUCUUUCUACCAUCAGUCUCAAGGACCCAGUCUUCUAAUUUUUCUGAAUGAACACUGUGUGAUUUCUACAUUUAAAAAAUAACCUAGAGGCCGGUGAUUUAGCUCAGUGGUUCCGGCUCCUGCCUCGCAAGCGCAAGGUUCCAAGUUCGAUCCCCGGUACCAAAUAAAUAAAUAAAUAAUAACCUAGAAGAGUGAAAACUUUUAUUUUAGGAAUAAUGAAAUUCAGCUCAAAGUAGCAUUAAAUUCAAUAAAUACCUGGAAGCCCAAUAAGAUUUAACUUGUUCUGGGCUGAGAGAAUAGCUCAGUAGUAGAGCAUUUACAAACGAUGCACAAGGCCCUGGGUUCUAUCUCAAGCUCUGCCAAACAAAGUGAUUUAACUUGUUCUAUAUCAGGGUUUCUCAAUAGUUGCCCUAUUAGCACAAAAUUUUCUGUUGUGGGAGACUGACCUCGGUAUUGCAGGAUGUUAGUAAGAUCCUUGGCCUCUAUCCACUAGAUGCCAGUAGAAACCCCCAGCAAUGACAAUCAAAAAUGUCUCCUGCCAUUCCCAAAUUGUUCUCAAUUGAGAAUCACUAUUCAUCUUUUAAAGAGACAGAUUGUGAAAUAUGUAAUAUAUGUCCCGAGUAAAACUUCACAUAAAUGCAUACUGUUAGCAAGAUAAAUUAUUGCACCCAAAAUUACAUGUGUGAUUCAUAUGCAAUAAAAUACAAUUUUGGAGAAAGCGUUUAUGAACCAAUGAGGGAAAAAUUAUUAUUUAACAUUUUAAAGCACACAGAGAAAAUACCAAAAGGAUAUUACACUCUUUUGCAAGAGAAGUGCUUAAAUCUCUGGCGUCAAUGCAUAGAUCAAAAGUUUAUGGUUAGCAUAUCAUUUGGAAGUAAACAGGUGCUUUUGAAAUGCUUGAAAAGAACAGGUUCAUCUAAGUGAUUUAAAUGUGCUUACAAAAUUGUUUUCAUAAGCCCUUAAGCCCUUUCUUAAUGUAAGGGUAACUUCGUCCCACAAAUUCCUGAUAAGUGGAAUCCAAAUUAAUGAGGUUUUACUGUAUCAAAAUUAUUUUUAUAAUUCAAAGAGUCAGCAAUAACAAGAAUCUAAUGUGGAUGUGAUUUUUCUCUUUGAACAUUUCUGUUCUAUUGCACUAACCUUACCACACACACACACACACACACACAAACACAAGAUCACCACCACUACUAUUUUUAUCAUCAUCAUCUUGGGAAAAUGAGUACUGCUGAUCUGUGUAAUCUUUUGCAUCGUCUCUUAUUUUCACCAUCUUGGAACAUAUUUUUAAAAUCUCCUAACAUUGACAAUGAUGCAGGUGAUGAACCGAGCCUUGGUUGCCAUAAAAAUUAUAUCUGCUAAGGUAGCAUCAGAAGAUAAGGCUUACAAACUACAGUCUUGACAAGUUGACUUUACUUCCCUAUGGCUCCUUUCAUAGAUAAGCCCUUUUUAGUGUUCCAGUGGAAAAUGGCCUUUCCAUUCUAUUCAUCAAUGAGAAUCUAUUUGUUUAUUUGUUCUAAUAAUAAUGUGAGAAAUGUGAAAUCUUCCAUUUAUCUAGGGGUUUGGAGGGAGAAUGAUUGAGUUAUCAUUUAUGUUAAUCCCCUACAAAAGCAGUACUACUGACUUUUCUUCCUAUACUUCGUUGAGGCCCACAUUUACUGUCUCAAUCACAACCAGGGUCAUUAUCUGACUGUGAUUUUAGAGGGACAGAGAUGAGUGAGAUGUAUUACGGUAUUUCAUUCAUAAAGACAAUUUUUUAAAUCUUUUGGAAUUGAUUCUCAAUAAAUCAAAAUCUAGGACUUUCAAAGUUUUUAAGGGUUUUUAAGGGAAAAGUUCCAUGUUUAUAUGACUCUAUAUACAGUUUUAAAGGUACUAUUAUCCAUUAUCUACAUGACGUUGAGAGAAAAAAGGAAUAAGAUUAGGCCCAAGAUUGACUGAGGAAGAUUAGGGUAGAAACUUGUGGUACAGGGCUAUAAAAUGUUUGCACAGAUGGGGAAAUUAAGGAGGUUUGGAAAAAUAAAUAAAAAUCCUGUCCUUAGCUUAAUAACAUUGGAACAACCUGGGCCCACAUGGGGAAAAAGAACACUGUAAUCUGACCACAUUGGUUUAGAAAAGACAAUGCCAAAGCAAAUGGGCACAGCAUAUCAAGACUUGCUCACUACAUCAGUGGAAAUGUGGUAACCUUCACCUGUUUUCACCAUCCAACCCCAUUUUGGCUGGGCACUAUUUCAUGUGUACACUGCUCCAAGUACUAGAAAUAUUUUUUGUGAACAUAAGUUGAGCAUUAUCUCUAAUAUGCACUAUUCCAAGGAGAGCACAGUUGUCAGAUAAAAUGUUUGGUAUGUGUACUUGCAGACCACAUAUCCCUGAACAGAAGUAAUGCAGAACAGAUACAGUCUGAUUUGGGAAAGGGGAGGAAGUGCCAGUGUACAAGAGUAUUAAGGUGGGAGGGACAUGAUUGGAAGCACAGAUAGAUACCUUUAAUUGUGUAUUUAUCUUGAGGUGUGAUUCUCAGCCUUGACUGUACAUCACUUGAGAUUUUAAAACUCCCAAUUAUAUCAAGAUUCCUUGGAAUGGAAAGCAGACUUCAGUCUUUUUGAAAGCCUCCAAGGUGGUUCCAAUGUCCAACGAAAGUUGCUAACCACUUCUUUGUGGCCAAUUAAUGCAGACAUACUUGUCUACUUUGGCUGGUGUGUUGGGCUCAGGGAAGGCAAGAUGUAAGAACAGUAUUGACUGUAUUUGUACUUAUUCUAUGUCUCUCACAGAACAAAAGUCCGAGUGAAUUUCUCACCAGUAAGCACCGUUUUAAUUCCCAAUAACUCUGCAAUGUUCUCAUAUGUGAAUUACCCAUUAAUUAUUCCAACUCCAACUUAUAAAUUUUUUAUUGUCUUUUGGAUGUGACAUUUCAAGAUACUGGAAAUACAUCUCACAGUAAAUUCAACAGCAUAGAAAGCUAAGUGGAAAACUAAUUCUCAAUAUUUGGACAGUGAGAAUUUUCAAAAUCAUCAUUUACUAAAUUAGGUCUAACUUUAAUAGUAAUUCUUUUGGAAGAGACGUGGGUACCAGGUUCCUUUUUUAUUGUGGUUUGAAUCAAAAGCUCCCAGGGCCACUUAGAUUCAAUUUUCUUCAUUAUUGGAUAUGUAUUUAAAGGGAAAAAUGCUUAGAAUUUACUGUCCAACCUCCAGUGUGCUGAAAGAGUGCUAAUACCAUCACAAAGGGAGAGUUGGCCUAGCAAAGGCAGAAACACACAGUGACAAAAGAUCCAGAGUAAUCUCUUCUCGUACUUUCCCUCUAGUUUUGGCCCACCCUUUUCAACUGCAAAGCCAGAAAGUAAAUAAAGUGGUAGUUUUGGACAAUUGUACACAGGAUCAAAAUCUCUUAAUAACCUAUAAUUUUUAGUACUUAAUUAUGUGAUGUUUUAUUCUAGGAAAUAAGAAACAGAUAACAUCAUUGAUGUAUCUUUCUUUCAUCUUCAGAAUUUUUGCAUCUUUUCAGAAAAUGAAAAAUUACUAUUUUUCUGUUGCACUCAGCAAUUGUGACUAUACUUAAAAUUCUUGUAGUAUGUAGAGAUAUCAAUAAAAUUGUAUAUGUUUGUA